AUGGCUGCUUCUGUUGUGACAUUAUUCCAAUGGAGGCUCAACUCUAUGCUCCUGCAAGAGAAUGAAAUUCUUUUGGGUGUCAAGGAUCAAAUUGAGUCGCUCAUUAACAAACUUGAUGCGGUUGGAAGCUUUACGGGAGAUGUGGACAGGAUCUUGGGAAGAGAAAGUUAUCAUCUAACAUGGGCGAGUGAGUUGAGGGGAAUGCUCUGUGAAGCAGAGGAUUUUGUUGAUGAUUUCGUAAUUAAGGUGUAUGGGCAAACUGAGAAGGAUCGGGAAGACUCUAUUGCCGAGUUUGGAAAUGAACUUCAGAACAUCAACUCAAGAGUCUCAGAAAUCUUGAACAGAAGACCUAGACUUGAGGCCUCCCUGAUGUUAGAAGAGAUUCGUCGGUUUGUCAGAUCAAACUUUGUUUUUGAUGAAGAUAAGGAAACUGCUCUUGCCUCUUAUUCCAUUAUACCUCCAACAGCUCGUCUUGUAUCAAUUCAUGACGCAGAAAACACCAUCACAAACAUGAACAGUCUCCUACAUUCACUGUUUGUUUCUGCAAAGGAAGGCCUUUCAGAGGCCAGCUCAGAUUGUUUGGAAACUGUGUUGUACAAUGCAAAACGUGUGCGAUCCAAAAUAAAUGAGCUUCCUGAGAGCAUCAGCAAUCUUCGGAACCUACAAACCUUGGAUAUCUCCUGGUCUGGGAAUGAAUUUGAGCUGUCAAAUGGAGUUUUGAAUCUUGCACAACAGAGGCACCUGAAGAUGUUUCGGCCUAGGAAUGCUGGUGAGGUUAGAGUUCCACGAGGUAUCUCAAGACUCAGAAACCUGCAGACUCUAGAAGGUAUAUACGCGGGUGGUGGCAUUGCCAAGGAGUUAGGCAACAUGACACAACUCAGAUCACUCGAAGUGAGAAGUGUAUCAGAGGAUCAUGCAGGUGAGCUAUAUGCCUUCUCUUACUGUGGAGGGGGAGAGGGUCUCAUACAACUCCAGCAGCUCACUUCAGUAUGA
Molecule: messenger RNA, 993 nt
Organism: Vitis riparia (riverbank grape)
Lineage: Eukaryota; Viridiplantae; Streptophyta; Magnoliopsida; Vitales; Vitaceae
Exons: 3
Coding region: 1-993 (330 amino acids)
Source: RefSeq, a predicted model, not a curated record